AGCCAUUUUGGCUCAAGCUCGCGCGCGCCUUCACUGCUCUGCGCGGGGCGGCUCUCCCUGCAGGGGUCUUUUUUCCUGCGCCGGCCGCAGAAGGAGGCCUCCAUGGCGCGCAUCCUGACGGUCGGGUGCUGGCUGGCCGGGGUGCUGCUGCCGUCCGCGGAAGGUUCCGCCGACAACCAGACUUGCGUGGCGAGGUGUGCCGAGGAGGUGUCGAUCGCCACUGGCAUUUCAGACGAGAGGUACCUGUCAACUUUCCUCCUCGGGAUCGAGGGCAUAUACGAGGGAGUGACGGUGCGGCUGCAAAUUGCGGAUUUCCAGGAGACGUUCAUGAAGCAGUCGUUGAUCGAUUUCUGUUCUGUGACAGGAUGCACGCCGGACUUUCAAGUUACGAACAAUGCCAAUUGGCACGAUGACGUCGAACAGGACCUCAAGUAUGCCAAGAUGUGCGACGGGUACAUAUUCUUCGGUGCAUGGAUGCCCGAGUUUGCCUCGCAAGGUUUGAUCGAACCACUCACGGACCGAGUCAGGAACCAGCCUUCCAUUGGCUGGCUCGACAUCUACCCGUCGGUUCGCGAGAAUAGCGCUACAUUCAAGAACGAUAUCUACAUGGUCCCACUCGAUGGUGAUGUCAUCCAAGCCAUCUACCGCAUCGAUUUGCUCGAGGCGUACGGGAUCCCACAUCCGCAAACGUUCACAGAAUUGGCAGAUGCAGCCGAACUGCUCCACAACAAGGACCAUAACGGAGAUGGCGAGCUAGAUUUUGGGAUUUGCGUUUCGACCAAGGUAGCUGACAUCGCUGGUCAGCUCUUCUGGGCUGCCAUGGCGCCCUUCUUGCAGACGCAGGGAACAGAAGAGGGUGUCUUCUUCGACCCAGGCACCAUGGCUCCUAAGAUGCAUGACUCCAUCUUCGGCGUCGCCAUGGAGAUCUACAAGCGCCUGGUCCUCGCGAGCCCCUUCGCGUCGUUAGGCGAGACGGACUGGCAGACGCUGAACUCGUACUUUGACGAGGGUCGCUGCGCCUUCACGAUCAACUUCCCUGGCCCAGUCAAGAUGAUCAUCGCCAACCAGGGUGCAGCCACUGCCUACAAUCUGACUGGGAAGCUCAGCGUCGUCAAACUGCCUGGCGUCGCGUGCGAGGACUUCGGCCUGAACUGCUUGCACGCCCAGAACGGGGUGAACUACGCCCCUUUCUACGCUGGGGGUGGCGCUGCUGGACAGAUCAGAGCCUCAACGGACGGCAACAAGAAAGAUGCCAUGUUCGAUUAUUUUAAAUGGAUGUCUGACCCAGAGAUCGGGUACUUGAUCGUAUCGAACCCGGGUACUUUACUAGACCCCUUCAGGUUCAGCCAUGUCGAAGCCCUGGCACUCUCAGGUUCGAACGAGAAGAAGCAAGCAUUCUUGGACCAGGGCUGGGAGGAACGGCAGCUGCAACCUCUGAAGGAAUUGGUCGAAGACGUCUUCAGCUCGCCAAACGCCGCGCUUGACAUACGCAUUCCAGGCGGUGCUGAGUAUACAGAGUCGGAGACCGUCAAGUACCUGGUCGAGUAUUGGAAAGGCGCCAGCUCGCUGGCGGACACGACGGCCAGGAUGGUCGCGGGUUGGAACGCGGUCACCAACAAGUAUGGCUUGGAGAGCCAGCGGGACUAUUACCGUGCGAGCCUGGGCCUUGCCCCGUACGAGCCGCCAGAGGAUCAGUCCGCUGAGAACGUGGCUGCCAUCGUGCUGCUCACGGUCGGCGUCGUCGUCGGCUCGCUGCUGGUGCUGGGCGCCGUCGCCCACGCGGCCAGGCGCGUCGCCCGGGCCCUGCGCGCCGAGCGGGAGCAGCGCGAGCAGGGCGAGCGGCACGCCAAGGAUGAGUUUGCGAAGCUGAUGCAGCUUGGGUGCAACAUGGUGCUCAUCUCCUUUCGUGACUUUGUGGAAGGUGGGGCUCUCAUACAGUACGAGGAGGCCCGAGAGCGUGGGCUGCACAUCAAUUUCGAUACCUACGAUCGAGCCCGGCUCUUCUGCAACGAGAACGCCGUCGUCUUCUUGUCCCACCAGUGGUUGGGCACGCAGAGGCCAGAUCCACAGAACGUUCAUUUCAACCAGGCGUGCGCCAUGUGCGAGCAGUUGAUCGAACGCAACGGGCUCGAGCACGACAGCACGUACAUCUGGGUUGACUACACGUGCAUCCCGCAGGACAACAAGACGAUGCAACGUCUGGCGAUUGGCUCCAUCCAGGUCUACGCGACCCUUCCCCGGUUCUUCGUCUGCCUGACGCCAGAGGCAGGCCACGAGAUGGGCCACGUGUGCUCGUCGAAGACGUACUUCCAGCGUGGCAGGUGCCGCCUCGAGCAGUGGGCGCGCGUCAGCGUCGGUGGCCUGAGCGGCAUGUACUCCUACGACGGACAGAGCCUGCGCGAGUUCGCGACCGACCCUGUAAGCCUGGCUUCCAACGAGAGUUGGCUCGACCUCGCGAUACGGGUCUGCCUCGGAGACUUCACCGAUCCCGAGGACAGACAUCGCCUCAAAGGCGUCAUCUGUUCUCUCUGGAUGUAUGCCGUGCUCACCAAGGACAGAGAUGAUACGGUCUACACUGCUGUGGAGCGCCAGAAGAAGGACGUGUUCCCACCAGAGUAUUUUGGCAAGGGUUUCAUUGAUAUUGCCGAGUCCGUCUGCUCGAGCCUCAAAACGACCCAGUGGGAAGAGUUGUUCCGCCAUUCCAUCGAUCCCACUGGAUCUAAUAGUGUCCGCACGGCCCGCUCGGUCCGCUCGACCCUGAUAGCUGCCCACGAUUACAAAUGUUCUGACGAUACCAACUUGCAGUCAAUCUAGGCAUCUCAAUGAGGCAUCGAAAGUCUGCGUGCGUUGGCAGAUGUUUGCUGACAAUCUCACGUGCGCGCCAUGCUUCUCGCGCACUUAGGUUCUGGCCGCGCCCAAGGAGGUGGGGGGGGGGCACAGAACCGCCGAGGAAUGCCGAGGCCAGCCUCGCCGGUGCAGAUCUGCUCCCACUGCGUUCCCACCACCGUCCCCACUGUCCCCACCAGUCCCAACUGUCCCGUUACAUUCCCUCUUUUUCUCAGGGUUGCAUUGGUCUUGGCGCAUUCUUGCAGUCUCCCUCAUUGUAGGGUCGUUCUAGUAGUAUUUGUUUUGCCCAAGCGCCGUGCCAAGAGCUGGCACAUGGGUUGGUUCCGUGCUGCGCGCUGGGCCAGAACAGGCGCCCACGCCCGCAUCCACAGUCUUGGAGUUUGAAUGUCGGGGGGGCAUGUGCUUGCUAGGAUGCUUGCCACAAGCACUGCACCCAAGGUUGUGCACGCCGCCCCUGAGCACAAGACGUGUUUCGCAUCACUCGCAGGGCCAUUUUUUUUGCAGCUCGAUCUGUUUGCUCUCUCUCUCUCUCUCUUCCCCCCUCCCUGCCACACUCUCUCUUUGCAGCUGAGCUCUGAAGGGACACGCUGCCCGCCACCUAUUUUGACGCGUACGUGCGGGAUCUGAGCGUAAUUCGAGAUCCUGCUAGUCGCGCUGGAAUCUGGAAUGUGUCCACGCCCAACAGUUCUGAGCACACAUGUUUCCCCUCCAUGUUAUGGUAUUGGGUCCUCGAUUUGGAGAAAA
Molecule: messenger RNA, 3591 nt
Organism: Prorocentrum cordatum
Lineage: Eukaryota; Dinophyceae; Prorocentrales; Prorocentraceae
Source: the annotation of a GenBank genome assembly